GCUGACUUAAACUACUCCCUCUUAGCCGAGUCUACUACUCGACUAAGGGAGUGGGGGACUCGUGAUGGGGUUAUGGGACUAGGCCCAGAGCCUAAUCGGCCCAGGCCCCGAACUUGGACCAGCGGGCCCAAGCCCAGCAACCCAGAGCUCGAGUCAGCCCAACCAACCAGGGCAAUCAAGGAGCGGAAGCCCAACUGGGAGCCUGCGGUCCAGCCUACCCGGGAGCCUGCUUUCCAGCCCAGUGGGGAGCCUGCCUUCCAGCCUAGCCAGGAGCCUGCCGACCACCAGCCCAGCUGGGAGCCUGCGGUCCAGCCCAACUGGGAGCCUGCGGUCCAGCCUACCCGGGAGCCCGCCUUCCAGCCUAGCCAGGAGCCUGCCGACCACCAGCCCAGCUGGGAGCCUGCGGUCCAGCCCAACUGGGAGCCUGCGGUCCAGCCUACCCGGGAGCCUGCCUUCCAGCCCAGUGGGGAGCCCGCCUUCCAGCCUAGCCAGGAGCCUGCCGACCACCAGCCCAGCUGGGAGCCUGCGGUCCAUCCUACCCGAGAGCCCGCCUUCCAGCCUAGCCAGGAGCCUGCCGACCACCAGCCCAGCUGGGAGCCUGCAGUCCAGCCCAACUGGGAGCCUGCGGUCCAGCCUACCCGGGAGCCUGCCUUCCAGCCCAGUGGGGAGCCCGCCUUCCAGCCUAUCCAGGAGCCUGCCGACCACCAGCCCAGCUGGGAGCCUGCGGUCCAGCCCAACUGGGAGCCUGCGGUCCAGCCUACCCGGGAGCCCGCCUUCCAGUCCAGCAGGAGGGAGCUCAAGCGUCCAGCCUGCCAGCCAGGCUGACCUGCCAGCCAAGAAGAGUAACGGCCAACAAUUAAUGCGCGACUUAAUUAUGUGUUUAAUUAUGUAUUAAUGUUGUAAUUAAUUUAGUCAUUAUUAUGUUC
Messenger RNA from Cuscuta europaea, 926 nucleotides. The record is from the annotation of a GenBank genome assembly. Lineage: Eukaryota; Viridiplantae; Streptophyta; Magnoliopsida; Solanales; Convolvulaceae.